Molecule: messenger RNA, 1002 nt
Organism: Saccostrea echinata
Lineage: Eukaryota; Metazoa; Mollusca; Bivalvia; Ostreida; Ostreidae
Product: trichohyalin-like
Exons: 4
Coding region: 4-789 (261 amino acids)
Source: RefSeq, a predicted model, not a curated record
ACAAUGUCAAGCGUACAGGAGGAGAUGAGGGGUUUUAUCCCCAGGGAAAUCGACAAGGACUAUGUGAGAAUUGUUCAAAGGAAGUAUAUGGAAUGGUAUAAAACCCCUCUGUCUGCAUCAGAUAUGAUGACAGCUAUCAAAUACAUUUACAGGAUUUUGGAAGGGGAAGAAAGUCACAGGAAAGCAACGAAACUGUUUGGUGCAAUACAACAUAUUGAGAUAAUGAGAAAGAAAGGGCGGCUGAACCCAAAUGGUCUUCCUGUUGAUUAUUCGAUGGAGGAGCUUCAACAAAUCUUGUCUGAGAGGAAUGGACACCCACAAGAGAACUUGGACAGAAUAGUGAAGGAGUGCGAGGACAAAAGAGGAUAUCGACCCUCGCCAGAAGAAUUCGAAGAUUUGUUCAACACUCUGAAAGGUAAUAUAGUCAAAUUGGAACAAGAAGUAGCAAUUAAAGAUAUGCAAAUUGAGGAAGGAAACGAAGAAUUGCAACGAAAAAAUAUCCAGCUGCAUGAGAAAGAUCAAAUUAUUAAAGAUAAGGAUAGAAUGCUGGAGGAAAAGGAUAGAAUGCUGAAAGAUAAGGAUAGAAUGCUGAAAGAUAAGGAUAGAAAGCUGAAAGAUAAGGAUAGAAUGCUGGAAGAAAAGGAGAGAGAGAAAAUAAGGUUAUUGGAGGGAAAAGAGAAAGAAAUACAAAUGCAGAGCAGAAUGAUAAAGAGAAUACAAGAGUGCUUUGGGCAAAUGCAGUUAUUGCUAAGCAGAGGUUUGAUGCUGAGCGAGAAAGAAGCUAAUUAAAAAGUUCAAAGUUUUUUCAUCACAUUUCAGGAGAUUGUAAGAAGUACUGUAAAAACAUGACAGAGGAGAGAAAAUAAUCUAACGUAGAGAAAAGUUUUGAGAUAUAUCUAAGAUUGCAUUUUAUAUGAGUGCUAUUUUCAUUUAAUUUUGGUUUUGUACAACAAGCUGAACUCAUUGAUAAGCAGUAUUUCUAUUGUAUUUAGUAGAAAUUUA